AUGAGUAAAGAAUUAUUUUUUUUAAAUAUUGUUGUUACAAUUUUAUAUUUAGUAAAUGGAGAUUCUUUAAAUUAUUUAGAAGAUGUAAAGCAUACAGCAAGAGCUAUGAGAAUUAUGACUGAUAUGCAUCGAAGAUUACGUCGUCAAGCUGCUAUUCGGAUGCCAAAUGCUUUAGGUCAAAAAAAAUUUAAUCCUAAUCUUAUGUGGAAAAAAGCUUUUAAUAAAUUAAAAAUUAUAAAUAUAAUGAGAAAUCCAAAACUUUAUCAAGGAGAUGUAUUGUUUACAAAAAUUCAAGCUGAAUAUAUGGUUCAAAAAACAAGAAUGCAUUUAGCACAAAGAGGUAUAAGAUAUCCAACAAUUUCUUUUGAAAAUACUACAAGAGUAAAAAGAAGAGUACUUACUAAUAAAUUUUUUAGAUGGAAUAUGCCAAUUGAAAUUUAUAUUGAACCAGAAGUUGAUAAAAGAGUUGUAGAUAGAGCAUUAAUUGAAAUUCAACAAUACACAUGUAUUAGAUUUAAAAAAGUAGUUCCACCUCUUGUUGGAAGACCUGGAAUACGAUUUUUUAAAGGUACUGAUUGUCAUAGUUAUGUUGGUAGAGCAUAUGACGAUAAAUUUCAAGAAAUUUGUAUAGGAAAUGGUUGUGAUAGAGUUUCUACAAUACAACAUGAAACAUUACAUGCUUUAGGUGUUUUUCAUGAACAAGCUAGACCAGAUAGAGAUAAAUAUAUAACAAUUGUAACAAAUAAUAUUUCACCAAAUAGAUUAUAUAAUUUUGAUAUUAUUGACAAACAAGAUUAUGAUGAUUAUGGUCUUACAUAUGAUUACACAUCACUUAUGCAUUAUCCUAUAAAUUUAUUUAGUGUUAAUAAUCAACCAACUACACUUCCAAAAGAUAAAAAUUAUAUAUUAUCAAUUGGUACACAAGAAAAACUUACAUAUAAUGAUAUUAAACUUAUAAAUCUUCAUUAUUGUUCAAAAGUUUGUCCAAAACGAAUAUCAUGUGCUAAUUGGGGAUAUCAAAAUCCAAAUAAUUGCAAUCUAUGUGUUUGCCCACCUGGAUUUAAUGGACCUAAUUGUGGUACAGUAGGUGUUUCUUCAAGAAACUGUGGGCAAACAAUUUUAAGAGCAACUGAAAUUAUACAAGAAUUAAGACCUAGAGGUAUAGGUUUAUGUCAUUUUAUGAUACAAGGUCCUGUCGGAACAAAAAUUGCUUAUAAAUUUGUUGAAGGUGAAAUUUAUCCAAGAUUCAACGAUUAUUGCACAUAUGAAAAUACAAUAGAAAUAAAAUAUUGGAAAGAUAAAUCAGUUUCUGGAGCAAGAUUUUGUGUAGAACCAAUGAAUUUACCUCGUUUUUCUUUUGAUCAUUUAUUAGAAAUUGUUUAUCGUAGUAAUGAAACUGAAAAUUAUGCUUCUAUUGUUUUUAAAAUUGUUAAGAAUUUUUAA
Molecule: messenger RNA, 1443 nt
Organism: Strongyloides ratti
Lineage: Eukaryota; Metazoa; Nematoda; Chromadorea; Rhabditida; Strongyloididae
Product: Astacin-like metalloendopeptidase
Exons: 2
Coding region: 1-1443 (480 amino acids)
Biological process (GO): molting cycle, collagen and cuticulin-based cuticle; proteolysis
Molecular function (GO): metalloendopeptidase activity; zinc ion binding
Source: RefSeq, a predicted model, not a curated record